Molecule: messenger RNA, 2449 nt
Organism: Hydractinia symbiolongicarpus
Lineage: Eukaryota; Metazoa; Cnidaria; Hydrozoa; Anthoathecata; Hydractiniidae
Exons: 14
Coding region: 37-1659 (540 amino acids)
Source: RefSeq, a predicted model, not a curated record
AAACUUUCUGUGUUUCUGUGAUUUUAAGUGAAAAGUAUGGCACGUGUUGUUGACUUGUCAACAUAUUUACUGAAAUGGUAUUUUAUCACAACAGCAAAAACAGUAUUUGGAGAGUAUAAACAAGGUGUCAAUCUAACCUCUCGUGCAAGCGCAUGGAUGGUUGAAGCUACAGAUGAUGGGAAAGUAAUAUCUCAUUUAUAUACAAGGCUCGUACCUGCUUUGGUGACCCUUAGUAUCUUCUUGUUGGGUGUAUUGGUUAUAUGUGUGAAUCAUUGGUUGAAACAAAAGAAGUCGGGAAUGGAAUUUGCUUUGUACAGGGAAGUAAUAGCUGAUAAAGAUUGGUUGAAAAGAUUACGUCAACAACAAAAGAAAGUUACCACGCCGAAUUGUAAUUGGUCAUCGACGUAUUUGUCAAAUGACAGAGCAAAAUAUAAAAAAUACGCCCUUUACGACAACAUGUUGGAGAAAUAUAAAUACUCGUUAAAAUUACAACAACAGCAAGCUUUAAGGAAAGCAGAAAAUAUGGCUGAUCUGCAGACAACUUGUAAUAAAGAUGGGGGGAUAUUAAAGUGUGAUAAAAAGUUAAUCAUGAGGCAGCCUGAGAAGACAGAAAGCAACCAUGACAGAGUGUCUGUUAAAAUUGAUUGGCUAGAAGAACCUGACGCAAGGGCUGCGCUGCAGAGAUUAUGGGAAGCAGAUAUCGGAUUGUCGACAAACAAUGUUCAAUUUCGAACCAAGUCUUCAACCAACGCUAAAAUGAAGAAUGAAAAAGGAAAUGAAAAUGAAAUAGAAAACACUGUAAAAGAACAACACUCGUCCUAUCAAGAAAUUUCAGUACGUCCUAACAAUAACUUCUCUAAGGAACAUGUGACCACUGAUGCAGAGAAAUUAAUAGAUAAUACGUGUGACCAGGACAAAGCGAAAAAACCGCGAACUCGUCCAAAAUCCUGUUUCGUUGUUUUUAAAGGAAAUGCAAUAAUUGACGAAGAGUUUAGUCGUGAUAAAUCAAAAAAAUUAAAAAGAUCCAUCUCAUUGUUUGAUAAAAUUAAAAGGAGUGUGGGCGAGGAAAAAUAUUCUUGUGAACUCGAUCAAGAAGAAGAGGACGCGAUUAGUAAAUUGUUUUUGAAACUGAAGCGAAUACCGACAGCUAACAUGGAGAGAAAUGCAAGGCCUAAGUCGAUUUACGAUAACGAUGACACAUCAGAGACUUCCCAGUCGCAAAUCAUGGUGACGUCAGCUGUAAAUGUACUGGAUCCAAAUAAAACGGAAAAAAAUAAGAACAAAUUUCAAAGAAUCAAAGAUGUUAAUAAAUCAUUUAAAGAAGUCGAGCAAAAAAUGAUCCAGCAUUUGUACACACGUCACGACCUUGCUGUUAAUGAAAUUUUAGCACUAGAAAGUUUACUGGAGGAUGUGUCAAGAUUUUGUACUGAGUACAACGAAGAAAUCACUGAAGAUGGAAGACAGUUAAGCUUCUCCAAAGCCAACAAGGAGCUUCACGAAGCAUCAAAGUCAUCGCGCAAUUUUACUCCUACAAAGAGAUCAGCGAAUAGUAGCAGAGAAGUGUCCUUCAAUGAAAGAAGAGAUAAAUGUAUGUCAGUAUAUGAUACAGAGCUGCUGGAUGUUGAAUCUGUCGUCGUCAAUAAAUUUACAACACUCUAGACUCACUUCUGGCGUUUUACUCACUUCUGGCGUUUCUGUUAAAUGUUAGAGGAAUUCACGACAAAGCACAACCAGACCAUCAGCAAUGGAAGUAAAUAAACAAGGAGAUUAAUUUCCCGCAAGGCUUAAAGUUUUUCAAAUCAUUUGGUUCCUUGAUAACAAUAAAUGUGAUCAUUGAACUGUUCUGGCAAGCAACCCCUAAUUUUGAAUCAAGAAACGCACAAAUUGGACACCAAAAAGAUGUUUCGAAUAUUAAUUAUUUUAAAGAUUUGAUGCAAAUCCAUAAUCUAUUUCCACAAGAAAUGUUUCUCUAAUCUAUCUGACAGCAAUUUAGAAUCUCUUCAUUUUUUUCUCCAAUUACACGAAAGCUGCGAAUGCAAAUUAUUUCUCUAGACAGGAUCAAUAAAUGCUACUUUUGCUUUUACUGCAUUCUUUCUUCUUGCCAUCAAGGGAAAGUUUCGCUAAGAUAAGUAAUCACCAAAUUUUUUAACCAUGUCUUGAACUCUUUUGGAGACAAGGGGUAAAGAUAUCUCACGAAUGAAGGUGAUAAUUCUCUCUACAGGGCCGACCGAUUUAGAUGGUGUGGAUAAAACUCUUAACAACUUAGGGAUUUUGAACCUCGUUAAAAUAUUUAUUUCUUUCGUCUUAUAAUGAAGACAACGAUAUCCAACCUAAUGAAAUUCAAUAUUCACGUUAAGAAGUUCAUUGAAGAAGCUUCUGUAGUUUGUAAAAAAAGACUGUGUAAUAUAUAUUUCUAGUUGUUUGUAUAUAAAGGAAAAAAAUUCGCAAA